Molecule: messenger RNA, 2868 nt
Organism: Pristis pectinata (smalltooth sawfish)
Lineage: Eukaryota; Metazoa; Chordata; Chondrichthyes; Rhinopristiformes; Pristidae
Gene: trmt6
Product: tRNA methyltransferase 6 non-catalytic subunit
Exons: 11
Coding region: 146-1657 (503 amino acids)
Biological process (GO): tRNA methylation
Cellular component (GO): nucleus; tRNA (m1A) methyltransferase complex
Source: RefSeq, a predicted model, not a curated record
ACUUCCGCUUCCUGCUUGCGUACGGGCGAUUAAAGCGAAGGGCGAGCCAGGCGGGGUUGUUUGACAUCGAGCGGUGUGGGUCGCUCCUUGUGUUUCUGUUUUGUGUGGUUCGAGGGCUCUCUUCGUUUGGCCUUUUUUGGAAGGCAUGCUGGAGAAUGGGAGUGGUUUGAAUGUCCCUAACCGUGGGGAGGAAGGUGACAAGGGAGCGGCGGCGACGUCAGCCGUGGCGAAUGCACCGAGUCUCGACACGGUCUGUGAGGGGCACCACGUGGUCCUAAAGAGAGACGACGUGUUUAAAGCUGUGCAAGUGCACAGGAAGAGAAAAAUCAUCUUUGAGAAGCAGUGGUUUUACUUGGACAAUGCAAUUGGACAUAAAUAUGGCACGACUUUUGAAGUUUCCAUUGGUGGGGCACUCCAACCACGUAAAGCAAAAUCUGAAGAAAUUGAAGAACCCAAUGAAGCAGGUGUUGAUAACCGAAACAUAAUUGAUGAUGGCAAGUCUCAGAGGCUCAGCAGAGAUGAUAUUGAGGCACUUAAAGGGCAAGGCUUGAAAGGGCAGGAUAUUGUUCAACGUCUUAUAGAAAACAGCACAACAUUUAGAGAUAAAACUGAAUUUUCUCAAGAAAAAUAUAUCAAGAAAAAGAAGAAAAAAUAUGAAGCAUUUAUAACUAUCUUGAAACCCACUGCAAGAAUAAUGGCCAUGAUGUAUCAUUGCCGUGAACCAGGUAAAAUUUGUCAUUUACGUUAUGACACCCUGGCUCAGAUGCUCGCUUUUGGGAAUAUCCAUGCUGGCUGCAAAGUAAUUGUAGUGGAAACCUGUGCUGGCCUGGUACUAGGCUCUGUAAUGGAGAGGUUAGGAGGUUAUGGCUCUGUUGUCCACAUGUAUCCAGGUAGCAUGCCUAUUAGAGCAGCAAUGGAGAACUUUGGAUUUCCAAAAUCAUUUUAUGACCACCUGUAUGAUUUUCCUAUCAACAAAUUGAACAGUCUUCUUUCUGGAAAAUUUUCAGCUGAGAAUGAAACAUUACAGAAUCAAACCAAAGUUGAGUUGGGAGAAGGUAAUAGGAGCCCACUGAGCACACAACAGGGUGAUGGGGUGCUUUGUGCCAAGACCGUGAUGGAUAACAACCAAGCUGGGGAAACUGAGGCCAAGGAUGUUGCUUGUGAGGACACAGAAAAUAAAGAGACAAAUGCAGAUAGAAAAUCCAAUGUCGAAGAAAGGAAAAGUAAGCAAGAAGAUCGACUCAAGAAACUGCAGGCUGCUGCUGCUGUGCUUCAGGAGAGAAAUGCAGAUGGGUUAAUUAUUGCAAGUAGGCUGUAUCCUAGUCCCUUACUACUUUCUCUUCUGGAGUUUGUGGCACCAUCCAGACCAUUUGUCAUCUACUGCCAGUACAAAGAGCCAUUGCUCACGUGCUAUGCGGAUCUGCGAGAAAGAGGUGGAGUUAUUAACUUAAGACUAUCUGAAACGUGGCUGAGGGGUUAUCAGGUUUUGCCAAACCGAACUCAUCCGAAGUUGACAAUGAGUGGAGGUGGUGGUUAUAUCCUGACUGGUAUCACUAUUGCUAUGGACAGAGACAAAUCUGUUGCCAGUAUUCCUGAGCCACAAGAGUUUGAAGAAGCUCUAGCUAAAAGACAAAAAGUAGAAGAUUCUAUAAGUUAGCUGUCUGUCAUUCCUCAAAGCAUUGCUGGUUAUCCUGAAGCUGCUCAAUACUGGAACACCAUUGAAAACUUCAAGUCAUGGGUUUUAAAGAGGCUACACUCUGUUAAUGUAAAAUGGAAUUUGUGUGUUUUUGGAGGAAAGUUCAAAAGGUAUACUCAAUGCAGUGAAAUGUAUAAAUGUAUAUCAUUUGUAAAAUACUUAUUUUUGUGUGGAUUUAAAGGGGCAAGAAAGGAAAAGGAAUUAAGUAUUUUGGAAAAUGUGUACACGCUGAAGUUUAGCUCAAGAAGAGCAGGUUGCAGAACUCUUAUGCAGACAAUGCUGUUUGAUUGUUCCAUUUGUCUUGCCCUGCUGUAGGGCCUCCAACCUUAGGAAAUGAAGGUCCGAUUUAGUCAGAUUUGUGGAGCCCUAGGGAGAUACAACAUAGGAACAGGCCCUUUGGCCCAUCGUCUAUGCUGACCAUCAACCACUCAUUUACCUUGUUUUUUUUAAAAUUCCACCCACAUUCUACCACUCACCUACAUUCUAGGGGCAAUUUACAGUAGCCAAUUAAUCUUAUCAAUCUGUGUGGCUUUGAGAUGUGGGAGGAAACCAGAGUACACUGAGGAAGACCACAUGAUCACGGGAGAAUGUACAAACUCCGCACAGACGGUACCCGAGGUCAGGAUUGAACCCAAAUCGCUGAUGCUGUGAUUUAAACAUUUCUGUAAAUCAAGAUAUGAAAAUUAAUUUACUGCACUGAAUGUUUUUUGCUCAGUAAUUUUAGUGAUUUUAUUUAUACAUUUUGUCAUUGUUUUCAAGAACAAUUUAACUAUGUUGUCUCAUCACUUUAAUUAACUAAUGGAAUUACUUAAGAUAUUUUAAUCAAAAUUAGCUGCAUUUUAAAUUUUGUUCUGUCUGCGUCUUUGUGAUGUGUCCUAGUGCUUUGACAAACUGCAUGGAUGAAAGUACUGGCAUUAAAUUUCUUCUUUGCAAAUCUUGUUACUUUGAAAACUAAUUUAUUCUUUAACCCCUUUUUAAAUACGGGCUUUAAAAUCAACAGCUGCAUGUGUUUUCAGAAAGCAAAUUGUGCUAUAAAAGUUAGCAUGCAUUGAAGACUUGUUAUGUUGCUUUCUGGGUUGAAAACCAAUUUUCUUAAUUGUAAUAAAGAUACUUUCAUAUUUAAAAAUAUUCAAUUUAAAUUGCAAUAAACUGUAAUUUGCUAUAGAAAAUCA